Messenger RNA from Aspergillus uvarum CBS 121591, 1066 nucleotides. RefSeq names its product putative monosaccharide-P-dolichol utilization protein. Bases 73 to 999 code for a protein of 308 amino acids. The record is from RefSeq and is a predicted model, not a curated record. Lineage: Eukaryota; Fungi; Ascomycota; Eurotiomycetes; Eurotiales; Aspergillaceae. The transcript is spliced from 2 exons.
CUGAGAAAAAGGCACCCAUCCUCUCAUACACAUCGUCAGCCUUCCUCCUCUUCAUCAAACACUCCACACAACAUGGACGUCCUCCAGAAAUCCGUCCUGGAUCCCCUCCAGCCCGUCCUGCGCCCGAUCGUCUCGGCCGUACCCGAACCCGUGCACGAUGCGAUCAUCUCGCUGAUCGGCCAGUCCUGCCACAACGCCUUGGUGGUCGACCUCGACAUCAGCAAGGACCCCGCCUGCACGUCGCUGGCCAUCUCCAAGGCGCUGGGCAUCGCCAUCGUCGGCGCCAGCGCCAUCGUCAAGGUGCCCCAGAUCCUGAAACUGAUCAACUCGCGCUCGUCCGCCGGCGUCUCGUUCGUCUCGUAUGCGCUGGAGACGGCCAGUCUGCUCAUCACGCUGUCGUACAGCGUGCGCAACAACUUCCCCUUCAGCACCUUCGGCGAGUCGGCCUUGAUCGCCGUGCAGGACGUGGUGGUCGGGGUCUUGGUGCUGGUGUUUGCGGGCCGAUCCGCGGCCGCGGCGGCGUUCGUGGCGGUCGUCGCCGCCAGUGUGUAUACCUUGCUUUUCGACCAGACCCUCGUGGAUGCGAAGACGAUGUCCCUGCUGCAGGCCGGUGCGGGAGCGCUGGGUGUGGCCAGCAAGGCGCCGCAGAUUUUUACAAUUUGGAGUGAAGGUGGCACUGGCCAGCUGAGUGCAUUUGCCGUCUUCAACUAUCUCGCCGGUUCUCUGUCGCGCAUUUUCACCACUCUGCAAGAGGUGGACGACAAGCUGAUCCUGUACGGAUUCAUUGCUGGAUUCUCGCUGAACCUGAUCCUCGCGGCUCAGAUGCUGUACUACUGGAACAGCCCGGCCAAGUCCCAGGUCAAGAAGAAGACCCCGGGCAAGCCUAUUGCCAGCGCCAGCGCCGCGGGCGUCUCGACCCCGAAGCCAACCGCCACCAGCUCGGGCAUCUCCUCGCCCAGGUCAUCGGGCAAGACUCCCACCACCCGGAGACGUGGUUAAGUGGCCUCCGCCUCCUCCAUCUUAGCUUCUUCAACCCCAGAAAACCUUUAAUCUGCUUUUCCCCACA